UUUACCAUUCCAGAAAAUUAAGAAAUACAAAAAGAUCAUGGCAAAGUCAUUUAGCAGAGCAAAUGGGAAGAGAAAGAGUGGCAUGAACCUCAAGGCAGUGGUAGAAAAGCUUCAAAAGAGUUUUCUACUGGGCAAGAGGUCAGUGCAGGCGAAUCAUCUCUAUGAUGAGUUUGAGGAGUCCAAGGAUGUUCCUAGUGACGUUAAAGCAGGGCAUUUCGCGGUAAUGGCGGUGGACGAUGAUGAGAGGCGGCUUAAGAGAUUCAUCGUUCCGCUGAGUUGUUUGAGGAAUCCUUGUUUCUUAAGGCUGCUGGAAAAAGGUGCAGAGGAGUAUGGGUUUGAACAUGAAGGUGCACUCAUGCUUCCUUGCAGGCCAAGUGAGUUGGAGAACAUUAUUGCCAAGCAAUGUCGUAAUGGAGAAGCAGAUUAUUGGAGUUCUCCUGCAAGUCAAGAGCUCUAUGUUUGA
This is a messenger RNA of Ipomoea nil (Japanese morning glory), 463 nucleotides long. RefSeq names its product auxin-responsive protein SAUR50-like. NCBI's taxonomy places the organism in Eukaryota, Viridiplantae, Streptophyta, Magnoliopsida, Solanales, Convolvulaceae. Gene Ontology annotation, biological process: response to auxin. The record is from RefSeq and is a predicted model, not a curated record. The transcript has a single exon. Bases 38 to 463 code for a protein of 141 amino acids.